Messenger RNA from Leguminivora glycinivorella, 841 nucleotides. RefSeq names its product angiomotin-like. The record is from RefSeq and is a predicted model, not a curated record. The transcript is spliced from 2 exons. Bases 218 to 841 code for a protein of 207 amino acids. NCBI's taxonomy places the organism in Eukaryota, Metazoa, Arthropoda, Insecta, Lepidoptera, Tortricidae.
UCGUGAUUACACUGUACUUUACAUGUAGUAGCACGCGAAUGUGCUGCCAUCGUACACAAUUUUAGAGUAACAUUUUUAACAAAAAAAUAUCUCGCCUAAAUUGGGGGUAUUUCAUACACGUUUUGUGUGGCGGCCAUCGUGCACGUACUUUUCCUUUGUUAGUGAAAUAAUUGUGUUUUUACUAAGUUUAGUGUAGUGUUUUGUGUUUGCGGAUAACAUGGGAAAACGCAAACAUCGUGAGGAAGAUGAGGAAGAUUACUUGGAAAGAAAAAUCCGAAGUCUCGAGAGGAAAAGAUUGAAGAUUCGUCGCAGGCGCCGUCAUCGUAGUUAUAGCCCUAGUACGUCCUCAUAUACAGAUAAUGAAUAUGAGUAUGCGGACCAAGAUAUCGGUGAACCCGAUCCCUUGCUAGAGGAUUCGCAAUAUGAAGAAUCCCCAUUGACCAACAAUACUGUAUACGACUUAACCGAUGAUGAGGCCGGUGCUUCAACGUCGGGUGCGCUGCCUGCUGCUGGCGGGCUGCGAUCGGUGGUCAUACAGAAUGGAAGCGCCGCCGGGCCCCGCGCGGUGGACGCGCCGGCCCCCGCGCCCCCUCCCGCACCCGCCGCCGCCGCCGCGCCGGCGUGCGCGCCCGCGGCCGCGACCACCACGCCGGCUGCGCCCGCUCCCGCGCCUACAUCCGCAGCUACCACCACACAGGUGACCGGUGAACAAAUUGGUUUACAAGAAUCUACGCCGAUUAUGACCGCGCUUGAUCCCGGUUUAUUAUGUUUGUUGGGCGAUGAGCCCGUAAAAGAAGAAACAUUUGGUCCUUGCAUUCACGACGAUAUAUCGACGAGAUAG